GUCGUCCGCUUGGUCCCCAUCCCCAUCCUUCUCCCUUUCUUUCCAGUCCUUGCAGUUUCUUUCUCUAGAUCAAAAUGCGUGAAGUCAUCUCCGUCCACGUUGGUCAAGCCGGUGUUCAGAUCGGUAACGCCUGCUGGGAGCUUUACACCGCCGAACACGGUCUGAGCCCUGACGGUCGUCUCGUCGACCCCUCGGCCAACCACAACCCAGAUGGCUUCAGCACUUUCUUCUCUGAGACGUCAUCGGGCAAGCACGUUCCGCGUUCCCUCUACAUCGACCUUGAACCCAAUGUCAUCGAUGAGGUCCGCACCGGAGCUUUCAGGAGCCUCUUCCACCCAGAGACGAUGAUCACUGGCAAGGAGGAUGCUGCGAGCAACUAUGCCCGCGGCCACUACACCAUUGGAAAGGAGCAGAUAGACAACGUCAUGGACCGCUUGCGCCGUCUGUCCGACAACUGUAACGGUCUUCAGGGCUUCUUCGUCUUCCAUUCUUUCGGUGGUGGAACCGGUUCUGGUCUCGGUGCUCUCAUUCUUGAGCGUCUUUCUACCGACUACGGCAAGAAGUCCAAACUCGAGUUCAGCGUAUACCCUGCCCCUACCCUCGCGAACUCCGUCGUUGAGCCAUACAACUCCGUCUUGACAACUCAUACCACACUCGAACAUUCCGACUGCUCGUUCAUGGUUGACAAUGAGGCUAUCUACGAUAUUUGCAAGAAGAACUUGGGCAUCUCGUCUCCCAGCUUCACCAACUUGAACAGGCUCAUCGCUCAAGUUGUCUCUUCCAUCACCGCCUCGCUCCGUUUCGAUGGUUCCCUCAAUGUCGACUUGAACGAGUUCCAGACUAACCUCGUCCCAUUCCCCCGCAUCCACUUCCCCCUCGCUACUUUUGCCCCUAUCAUCUCUGCCGAGAAAGCUCACCACGAACAGAACUCUGUUGCCGACAUGACCUUCUCCUGCUUCGAGCCCGGCAAUCAGAUGGUGAAGUGCGACCCCCGCGAGGGCAAAUACAUGGCCUGCGCUCUUCUCUACCGCGGUGAUGUCGUCCCCAAGGACGUCAACGCGGCCGUCAGCAUCAUCAAGACCAAGCGCACCAUUCAAUUCGUCGACUGGUGCCCAACUGGUUUCAAGCUCGGUAUCUGUAACGAGGCCCCCGCGCACAUCCCUGGCGGUGACCUCGCCAAGGUGUCUCGCAGCAUGUGCAUGCUUUCGAACACGACCGCCAUCUCGAGUGCCUGGAGCCGACUUGACCACAAGUUCGACCUCCUCUACUCCAAGCGUGCGUUCGUGCACUGGUACGUCGGUGAGGGUAUGGAGGAGGGUGAAUUCUCUGAGGCCCGUGAGGAUCUCGCUGCUCUCGAGAAGGAUUACGAGGAGGUUGGCAUUGACUCGGCGGAUGUUGAGGAAGCUGGAGAAUACUAAACGCGUUCUUGAGUUUUCCCGGACUGUGGUUCUGUUUUCUGUCUCGUUUUCGUGGAAUGGAAUACGCUCCUUGUUGCGCCCUCGUCGUUACGCACUUGGUUGCAUCGCGUUUUAAUCCCCCUACAUCUUGUUAAUCGCUAUUUUCACGAUUCUUCACGUUUUCAUACCAUCUUUCAUUGUUCAAUACCACCAUACGUCGCAUUUUCCCCC
Molecule: messenger RNA, 1628 nt
Organism: Stereum hirsutum FP-91666 SS1
Lineage: Eukaryota; Fungi; Basidiomycota; Agaricomycetes; Russulales; Stereaceae
Product: alpha tubulin
Exons: 8
Coding region: 75-1418 (447 amino acids)
Biological process (GO): mitotic cell cycle; microtubule cytoskeleton organization; nuclear division
Cellular component (GO): microtubule; cytoplasm; nucleus
Molecular function (GO): GTP binding; structural constituent of cytoskeleton
Source: RefSeq, a predicted model, not a curated record